CCUUUAAAAUGUAGCGCCAUCUACACGUAAGGUACGAGCUACAGCGAACAAUUAUGAUACCGGUGGAAAAAAAUAUGGAUAGCGAGGAAAGAAUAGACACCAAAGGAUUACAAGAUUGCCCCGGGUUACCAGCCGGUUGGAAAAGAGAAGAAGUAAUACGGAAAUCUGGGCUUUCUGCUGGAAAGACUGAUGUGUAUUACUAUAGCCCAUGUGGAAAGAAAAUGCGCAGCAAGCCUCAACUUGCCCGAUUCAUUGGUGAUGCGAUCGACCUGAGCGCAUUUGACUUCCGGACGGGGAAGCUCCUGUCGUCGGGGGUGAGAAAGAGUAAAAGACUCAAGAACAUUCACUUUGAUUAUAGCAGAGGAACCAAGCAUGAUGCUAGUCUAGUCCUGCCAAUUAGACAGACGGCUUCUAUCUUCAAGCAACCAGUAACACUCAAGACUAACCACAUUAAGAACAGGACGAAAGCAGACCCAAAGCAAGACACAAAGGAAACUCCUAAGCAGCUCUUCUGGGAGAAGCGACUACAAGGUUUGAAUGCGUGCGAUAUGACAGAAGAAAUACUGAAAUCGAUGGAGCUCCCAGAUGGAUUAAUAAGUGUAGGUCCAGGUCUUACCAAUGAUAAUUUACUUCAAAGUCUUGCAUCAAGCCUACAUCUCAGUUCACAACCCAUCCUUGGUCAGGUCGGCUCUCAGGUAAGCACCAUGAGUAUAAAUUGAAUUAAAAAGAACCUGAAUAAUAUACAAAUAUACCAGGCUUUGAGAAAGUAAAGUGGAGAAUUAUUCAUCAUUUGUCUGAGGUUUGACUGGAAAGUUCUAUUUUUUUCCGAUGUACUCAUAUUGUCAGUCCAACCGAGGAUAAAUAGUUCCCACUAACACUUUCAAAACAAACGCCUGGUAUAUCGUUUUUAAAACUCUUCUUGAAGUUUGAAUGAUACCAAAUAUUUCAGCUGCAAUGCUCAGCGGAAUCUGAUCAGUAUCUGCAAUCGCUACAUUAUUUAGUUUCCCACUAAAGACAACCUGCUGCUUGCUGUGCGGGAGAUUCAGCGUUAGCUCUGAAAAGUUUGGGGAGACUGCGCAUGCUCAAUAAUUCAUUGAGCUCCAAAUAGUUCUCCUCUGGAAAUAUAGUGGAAAAAUAAUUUUUUUUUCAUGUGACCGCAACUGACCAAUCAUUUUUUUUUUAUAAUACUCAUGAAUAUUCAUAGAAGGGAAAUAUAAACAAAAUGGUAUUUUAUAAUGCUGUUUGUAAGUUACACAUGACUUUGCACACGAUUAGUAUACAAAUAUACCAGGCUUUGAGUAAGUAUAGGGGGAAUUGUUUUGGAGUUUGGACUGGCAUUACUAUAUUUCCCCCACGAGGGAAGAAUAGUAAUUUUGCUAGUACAACCGAGGAUGAAUAAUUCCCUCUAUACUUUCGAAAUAAAGGCCUGGUAUUUUUGUUUUAUAUCCUACUUUUAAGUUAGAACAACAGAUCUUGAUAAUCUAGUUCUUGUACUGGUAGUUCAUACUUUGUAAUCGGAAUAUAGAUAACGCGCUGCGCUGAUUGACCUAUUUUUCCUGAAGACACAUGCUUAGCGGAAUGCGGAUUUGUGCCUGUGCCGUCCCUUCACUGGACUUGCCCGGUAGAGACACCUCGCUGACCGGUGUGACUGAGAUAUUGCAUGAUCUGUGACAUCAAUGAUGGAAUAGUGCACUAUUUUAUCAUUGACGUCAUGGAAUAUUAAAUUUUUUUUUCAGUGGGCGUUUCAUUUUCAACAUCAUCGCAAACUAGUAAGAGUAUGUUUGGUCACAUGAUGCUAUUUACACCAAUCAGCAUACAGGAUUUAAUUUUAGGAAGUAAUGUGAUUUAUUUUGCAAGUAACCAAAAUGCGGCAGUCUUUCUAAAACAACCAGGAGGUAUACUUAAAUAGAUGAAGCAUGCGUUUGAUGUGUAUCGUGAUAAUGGAAUGGACUCACAGUGAAAAGAGAAAUCUGACUAUUAUUGUAAAACGUGUUUUUUUUUAUCAUGAUGACAACAUACCAAAGGGUUAACAAAAAAAGAUAAAAAACAUGCACUUUUAUUUUGCCGAUAUACCGUCCGAGCAUAAGAUUAAAUUUCUAUUAAGAGACGGCGAGGACAUAAUAUGGAAGUAUGAUGUAAGGGAUAGAAAGGGAGGGGGAGAAAUAUAGUGUGUGUGGGUGAGUUUAAAGGAAAUGCCUUUCAAGAAAGAAGGGAGGCAGAGAAUAAUGCACAGAGAGAGAUUUAAAAUGGGAUAGAUAUUCACCAUCUUUAUUAUCCCAGGGGAUUCAAAUAGGGUUAUUCCGUUGAAAAGAUUACUAACACGCGAGCAAGGUGGGCAUCAUGCUUGCUUACAAAUGCACAUCAACAGUUGAUUUCAUGAUUGGAAGAUGUGCAGGCAUACAGUGAAAAGGGUAUUGGAAUUGCCAAAAUCAGGUAAAAAGUGUAUACUUUUCAACAUAAUAAAUGGAAAGGGCCAUUCUGUCAUUGAAAUAGAAUAUAUGAGACAUUUUUUAGGAGGGGGGAUGAGACACACCACUUGUUUAGGGUAUUCUAAAUGUACGUGCAAGAUUGAAGCAAGAUUGCUGUGUAGGGUCCUUUUUGAAAGUCCUUGUAUAAGCAUGGUGUCCCACUAGUAAUGAUAAUGCCCCCCCCUCCAUAUUCGCAUGAUGUUACACAAUGUUCUGGUGACCCUUUCUUGAGUGCUAAUUCAAAUUUUCAAUAAGUUUCAUUGUCUUGAGACCUUAAAUUUAUGAUUGAAGAACAAAUCUUUGAUCUUGACAAUUUAUUUGUGACCUUGAAUUCCUGUCAU
Lytechinus pictus (painted urchin) is the source of this 2809-nucleotide messenger RNA. Its product is annotated as methyl-CpG-binding domain protein 2-like. Bases 54 to 719 code for a protein of 221 amino acids. Gene Ontology annotation, cellular component: nucleus. The record is from RefSeq and is a predicted model, not a curated record. Lineage: Eukaryota; Metazoa; Echinodermata; Echinoidea; Temnopleuroida; Toxopneustidae. Gene Ontology annotation, molecular function: methyl-CpG binding. The transcript has 4 exons. Gene Ontology annotation, biological process: DNA methylation-dependent constitutive heterochromatin formation; negative regulation of transcription by RNA polymerase II.